Daktulosphaira vitifoliae (grape phylloxera) is the source of this 999-nucleotide messenger RNA. RefSeq lists its product as uncharacterized. NCBI's taxonomy places the organism in Eukaryota, Metazoa, Arthropoda, Insecta, Hemiptera, Phylloxeridae. The record is from RefSeq and is a predicted model, not a curated record. The transcript is spliced from 2 exons. The coding region runs from base 1 to 999 and encodes 332 amino acids.
AUGCCAAACAUGAAUAACAGGAAAUAUGACGAGGAUGAAUCGUUAGCCUCGAACUCACAGACAAACAAUAUUUCUAGUGAACAUAAUUCAAAUGAUCCGAAAACUGACCAUUCUAAUGGAAAAAGAAAAGUAAUCAAUGACGAUGAAACUACAACAUUAAAUUCACCGCCGAAGAAGUUAGCAACUGGAAAGUGUACAAUUGAUACAAGUGCUGGCCAGUCUAGUUCUAAAAGAAAAAUUAGCGAUGAUUACAAUGAAUAUCAGAGAGCUAAAAAAAACCCAUGUUGGGAUCAUCAAAGUAACGUUAACUCAACAACUUUUAGUUCAGUUUUAAGCAAUUCGCAAGAAGAUUAUUGUCAAGUUGAAGAAAACGGGUACAUUAAUAUUUCUGGACAAAACCCGAUUAUCUUGGAUACCAUCAGUUUAGUUAAUAAUGAAGAAAUAUUUCACGACGAGAUCAUAUACAAUAGAAUAAAUAUGAACUCCGAAGAAAAUUCCACUUCAUCAUUUACAGAAGAAAAAUGCCAUGAAUCGGAGUCCAAUAUGUUGGAAAUAUACUGUGGUGGUCAAGUUGAAGAGAACGAUCAUGUUGUUUCUGAACGUAUUCCAGUCGUUAUGCCUAGUUUUUCUUUGGGUGAUGAUAAUGAACAUACUUAUGAAGCCUUUCAUAAGAUAUCUAACACGAACUCCGAAGAAUUUUCCUCUUCGUUGUUGACAGAAGAAAAUGGUUACGAUUCAUCUGACUUGUACGAUAAACAAGAAUAUCAAAUUGAUGACCACAUUUAUUUAGAAAGAAACAGCUCAAUUGAUGUCACUCAUCAACAACUUCCUGUCAUUUUGAAUACCUUGGAUGAGCAUGACAAUGUUGAAAACAUUGAUGACAGUUUUUCUGAAGAAGAUGAUAUAAUGAGUUAUCAAAUGGACUUUGAUGAUGUCGUUGAAGAUGAUGAUUAUGUCGAGAAUGACCAUGAAUAUUUUGAUUCCGGAUAUGAAUCUUAA